UACUCAUACAUGGAGGAGAGGAGAAGGGUGUUCGUCUAACAGGUUCUCAUUUUUUCUGUUCCAUUUUCGAUCUCUUAUCUGAAGCAUCCAAUUAGGCGAGCCCUCUCUUGAAUCGUUUUGUUUGUCUGGGUUUCUUUUUGUCGGUUUAAUUUCUUGUAAGCAUAAUGGGUUUGGAUUCGAAAAAUGGCGGCGAAGUCGGAGCGAAUAACUCUCUUCAGUCCAUCUGUUACAAGAAGGGCUCCUUGCGGCUGCUCGAUCAGAGGAAGCUCCCUCCCUUUGGAAUCUGUUUACCUGGACAUCAAGGAUGCAACAGAUGGAUGGGAUCUCGACUCACGCUGCUGCCUUGAUGACAUUUGGAAGAGUGAAUGCUGUUGUAGUCGGGGCAGAUCGGCGCUGCGUCUGGCAUCCCUGUCUGGAACCCCACUUUUGACGUUACUCCUGUUAGAAAUCAGGACUCUCCACAAUGGAGUUUGUUCGAAAGACAGCGGAGACAUCUACGUAGAGAACCGGCCUCCCUUGUGGACGACAUGCUAUUCUGCAGGUACGCUUGAAAGAAAAAUGAACCAUAUAUCUUGAAUUUUGAGGCAAGCUGCAUUAUUGUUCUUGUUUAUCAGAAUUUAUUGAUACAAGAAUGUAGUUGAUCAUAUCUUUGGCAAUUCAUGGCUCUCUUUCUUAAGGUCUAAUAACAGACCAAUCUGUAUAUACAACACGCUGAUAUUCUGGCUUAGUUUCCAUUGCUUUGUGCACUGGUAA
Molecule: messenger RNA, 753 nt
Organism: Cucurbita pepo subsp. pepo (vegetable marrow)
Lineage: Eukaryota; Viridiplantae; Streptophyta; Magnoliopsida; Cucurbitales; Cucurbitaceae
Source: RefSeq, a predicted model, not a curated record